Molecule: messenger RNA, 7622 nt
Organism: Paramuricea clavata
Lineage: Eukaryota; Metazoa; Cnidaria; Anthozoa; Malacalcyonacea; Plexauridae
Source: the annotation of a GenBank genome assembly
GUCUGGAUGCGCGGUGCCAACAUUGAAACAGGUGGGGGAGGGAGGGUGGAAAAUAUGUAUCAGGAAAUGGUAUAUUACAACCGAGUGCAUGUGAAAACUAGAUUGUCCCAAUCUAUAUUGUCAAAGAUUGUAGCCACUUUGUUAAUAUAUAUGAAUUAAAUCCUGGAGAUAUUUUUAUAUUUUGCUCCAGGUAAUUGACGGCCAGUUCCAACUGUCUUUCCCGUUCCGCUUUCCUGAGCAAAAACAUAUGGUGUGCUUUUUUGCAUUUUGUUAUCCUUACUCGUACGAAGAAACCCAACAAUACCUGCAUGAACUGGACAACAAACUCAAAUCGAAGCCUAGCAAUGUGACAUCUUCCAUAUACUACCACAGAGAAUUGAUAUGUAAAUCUAUUGAUGAUCUUAGAGUUGAUUUGAUAACUGUGUCCUCGCAUAAAGGAAUUCUUGAAGAUUUAGAGCCACGAUUGGCUGGAUUAUUCCCAGAUUUGCAGACAAAACGGGCGAAUCGGUUUAGCGGAAAAAAGGUAAUGCAGUGUCGGAAUUAAUAUGAAAUAGUUUUCUGAUCUCUGAGGAUGAUUUGUAAUAGCAAUAUAUAUUUCUCACACACAGCUGGGAGCUGCUGCAGCCAACUGCCACAAGCUUGACAUAUUUAUUAAUUAACCAACAGUAACACAGCUAAAAUAUUUAAUACAUACAACAACAUAUCUUAGAAAAAAUCCCACAACCAGUUCUUAAUGAAAACAACAUAUUAUAAAUACUUUUAAGUAUCCAAAAAUGCUUCGGGGGUGUGGGAAGCAACAACAAAAUGUGCUUCCUCAACCUGCACCACCUGAUUAUAAAGCAGGCGCCCAGCGCAGUGUGUGAGAAAACAUUUUCUGCUUCUUAUGUUCCUCAACCAGCAGAAAAUUAUACUUUAUAUUCCAGGUAUUCAUAUUAACAAGCCGUGUGCAUCCAGGCGAGACUCCUUCCAGUUAUGUGUUUAAAGGUUUCCUCGAUUUCAUAACCCGUGCAGACGACCCAAGGGCAGCAGCGUUGAGAGACAGAUUUGUGUUCAAGCUUAUACCAUUACUCAACCCUGAUGGUGUAAAACGUGGUCACUAUCGCACGGAUCAGAGAGGGGUUAACCUGAACCGUGUGUACCUCGACCCAAGCCCAGAACUCCACCCAACUAUUUUCGCUGCCAAGUCUCUUAUAGCAUACCAUUACAAUGGUGCAACGUCAUUGAGUGAGGCAGCAGAUGAUGGGCAGGUCUUGACGUCAGUUCAAUUUCCAAGUUGUGAGGUUCGAGGCGUGCACGCAAGUAACGAGGCUUCCUCUGUUUCUCAAGAUAACAUGUGCUUGCAAGAGAAUUCUACAGUUGCAGUAAAAGUGAGUUGUGAAACCAAGGAUGAACACAGAAUGGAAAAUCAAGAUGCAUCAGGCCAGAUCCUUCUCAAAGUAGACAACAACAAAACUGAGCAGAAUUGUUCCCAUGUUGAACUAACCAAUGACAACUCAAACCAAGCAUCAUGUAAAACAUCUUCAGCUAGUCAGCUCCUAACAAUAUCAGACAGCAAAGGGCAUGGCUGUAUCGUAAAAAGGACAGAAAGUUCCGAAAGCAGCGACUCUGCUUGUGACAAUGCUCAAAACGGUGAUUGUAUUUCGGACAAAAAUUCUAUUAACGUUAACCAUUCUGGGUCAAACCACUCAACUUUAUCCGAGGGUGAUAGCCUCGUGGACAAUGCUAGUAAUCUAUGCAGAUCAAGUCAAUCCAAAAACAACGGGCAAAUUGAAGGAUAUAUGUGCAGCACAAAGGUAUCUAAUGCACACCACCAAUCAAAUUGUGAUAGAUAUUCUUCAGGGGAAUGUACUACAAUGGGAAGUGUUGCAGAGAGUGGCAAUGGUCAAAUACUUUCAGCACAAACUACAGCACAUGACUCGAACUCGAACAAAAACCUAUCAAGUAUGGCUGGUGAUAGUUAUGUGACAGAGGGUAGCUCCAAGGACAGUAGUGACGCCGGGGUGUCAAGCCAGAGCCACCAAGUCUCAAGGGAUGAUCCCUCGAACACUGCUGUAGGUUCUACAUGCAAUUCUGACCCUGCUGAGAAUUCACAAGAGCAAACUGGAUCAAGUCAGUCGCCGGAUACAAGCUACAGUGCAACGCAAUCGACCGACGAAUCGGAUUUUAUUCCAUGCACAAAUCGUGUUAGUCAACCUGGAAAUGACAUAGACAGUGGUGAAUCAUUGCCACUGAAUUACAUACAAACGAAAGAGAUAAAUGUUACUGUAGAUAAUGUGAAAUCAGUUGCACCCUCAGCUGCUCAAGCUAGCGGACUUGAGGCAAUCAACACUGCUCAGAAAGGUGCUAACUCGCAUACAAUGGUACAAGCACAAAACUCGGAGAAUAAACAAUUAGACAUUUCAGCUAGUAAGGUGACUGAGGGCAAGUUAGAUGCAACCGACACUAAGUUAGCGUUUUACGUAGAUCUGCACGGACAUGCGUCAAAACGAGGUUGUUUUAUGUAUGGAAAUUAUUUUGAAGAUGAAGAAAGUUACGCGCAGUGUAUGUUAUUUCCGAAACUUAUUUCUAUGAAUUCCAGCCACUUUGACUUCACCGCAUGUAAUUUCACUGAGAAGAACAUGUACAGCCGUGAUAGGCGGGAUGGCAUGUCUAAGGAGGGCAGCGGACGUGUAGCUGUAUACAAGAUGACUGGUUUACCGUACUGGUGAGUUUGCAAAGUUUUCAAUGAGUGGUUACCAUCACUGGUAUUUGUAGUCGUGGUCACCACGCUUGCUUUUCAAGUUGGAAGACCCGGGUUCAAAGCUUAGUCGGACCUCUACUCAAGAUCUUCAAAUAAUUGAGGAGAAAGUGCUACCUUUACAUUGACAUCAGUAAAUGGUUAGACUUUCACGUAGGAUCGCCUAUCAAUGGGGCAAUAGCCUGUUGGGAAGUCCGACCAAGGAUUAAACCCAGGUCUCUCAGCUUGAAAGGCAAGCGUGGUGACCAUGGCACCACAGGAGGUGGGGCUGGUUGUAUAAAAGCCCUAUCUACAUUUUAACUACUAACCCGUUUUUGUAGUCAACUCUAAAACACGCGGUCGUGAUUGGUUAACUUUUGCACUAACUUGGUCUGUUGUAUCAUGUGUAACAACAACAUUUUGUUUCUACUUCAUCCAGCUACACAUUAGAAUGCAACUACAACAGUGGUCGAAGCACGAACGUCGUCCCACCUGCAACAUGUGACGGCGGACGUGCAACCCCGCCACCUCCCCCCGGAUUCCCACCACGUUAUACAACUGAAAUGUACGAAGAGGUGAGUUGCGGAGAUUUUAGCCGGUGGGUGAAGAUGCGAAGAUUUUAGCCGGGGGUGAAGCCAAACGAAGUCGCGGAACUUGACUUAAGGUUAACCUAAGUUAUCCUUCCCGGUGAUGGAGGUUAAUACUCCACAUGAAAGUUCAGCAAGUGAUUUGACUAAUUCCCUUAAUUAAACACAGCAGUACAAAUUGUAUUAUUUACACUGUUCUGAAGGCUUACGGACCGAAGGUUAGCGAAAUAGGCAGGUUUCUCACAAAAUAGGACAAUUUCCCUACAAGUUGUCAUCUCUACACGGCCGAGGACACAAGCAAUAAUAUUAAAGCCUGCGUGUCAUAUUCUUUAUAGUCUAAUUACAGCUCAUGAUUACUUCAGGUCGGCCGUGCCGUGGCUAUUUCAGCAUUGGACAUGGUGAAUGCUAACCCCUGGUCGAGGUUACCGAUGUCAGAACACAGCUGUUUGGACGGUGUGAAGAACUGGGUUUAUCGAUAUAUUAAAACAAGUAGGAGCACGUCAUUUGUGGCCAAGAGGACGGCGCGAACACUUGCAAAGACGUCAAGGUAAUGGUAAAGAGCAUGCAGAAAUGGACUUAAAAUCUGCAUCUCUAUCAUUCUUACGUUGUCUACCAAUUCUUACUCACCAAUAGAAAGUCGAAGAUAUAAAAAUUGAAAUGUCGCCAUAUUUUCUGUGUUCUCAUUUUAGUUACACAACCGCAAGUUGUCCGCCAAUCCGUGGCGCUGCUGUGGCUGGCAAAGUCAGUUUCACAAACAGUGAUGUGUUGCUUCAAGCCGCGAGUGAACAUGCGGGAAAUGGCAAGAACCAAGAUGGACUAGGUAUAGUACCAUAGACAAUAAGUUUUUAUCGUGCAUAUUUUGUGAACAAAUUUCAAGUUUGAAAGAUCGUUAACUCAUUGAGUGGCAGCACUCUCCUUUGACGUGCUAAAUCGUCUGGCCUUAGACAUAGUAAAAUAAUAAAGUAGGGCGCAUCAGAACACAUUGCCACUUUAAGGGUACAUAACUGAAUACAUAGGCAGAUUGUCCGAUUUAACCCAUUGGGUGGCAACACUCUCCCCUUGGCGAGUAAAAUCAUCUGGCGCUAGACAGAGUAAAAACGUCUGGCGUUAGAUUGUAAAGUAAAAUUAUGAAUAAAUAAAAUUUUCUGAUUUCUUUAAAGGUACCUCUACUAAGCAAUGGCCAUCAUUCAGUCGCUACUCAUCGGACAAGAAGGGCUUGAAUUCCUCUAGUACUGCGUGUACCCAAGUGAGAAAUACACAGGUGAGCAAGUUCUGACUUCAUCCUUGCAUGUACCAACGCAUCCCUCAACAACCAUGAAGACAUAUGUAUAUUGAACCAAUCAGGUAACGCCACACCCGGUAAACAACCAAUGAGAUAACUCCAUACCUGGUAAUGAACCAAUCAGACAUCUCUUUACCAAGCAAUGGACCAAUCCGAUGCUUCCAUACAUUCUUUUUAGAUAAAUCCGAAGGUGAAAGAGCAAGGCAGGAAACGGCUUGAUAUGGCUAAAACGGUGAAUAAAAAGAAAAUAAAUCAUGAAACGGGAUUAAGGAAAACCAAACUCAUAUCGUCUCUGUGGCUAACAGUACUUCCAGUUUGACUUUUACCACUGAACUAACCAAACCCACAGGUUUUCUCGGUUUCCUCCUGUAGUAACACUGGAUCAAUAAGGGAGAGUACAUACUGGACGUCCAGAAAGAACCCUUUAAAACAACCUAGAACAGAUAGAGAUAUCCAUUCUGAAUAAAGUUAGUCCAUUUGACUCCUUUAUUUAUACUUUUUCAGACACCUUUACUGCUACUUUCAAACACCGAUAGUAAUCCAUAUCACUCGAGAGCAGAGCGGACUGAGAGAGUGUAAGUACCACUUCAUGUUUUUACAAAAUCGAAGAAAUGGUUUGUGGCUAUAAGGUACCCCGGACUUUGGCAUGCCUUAUACACCCUUUUCAUAAAUGGCUGCCGAUUAAAAAUUCUGUUAUGUGCAUAUAAAUUGGCCCACUAGCCUCGUACUCAUGUUAAGAUUUCAAAGGAAUUUCUACCCAGAAGCGAGGCUAGCUGGGCCAAUUUAUAUGCACAUAAAAGAAUUUUUAAUCGGCAGCCAUUUAUGAAAAGGGUGUAUAGUCACGGUCGGUGGAUCUACUUUUCAAAUCUGUUUUAAAUGAUUGCAGUGAUGCCCGCUAUAUUGCAUCGGUCACCUUCGCGUGUUAAGAGCAAAUGGAUAGAAGGAUAAUAAUCCAUUUGUUCUCGUUCUUUUAGUGACCAACACAUGUCACUAACGUGCCUGGAACGCCAGAAGUCGAGUGUUAUAAAGAAACUACGUGAAAAUGUCGCCAAUACGAGAUUGGAAGGUCAGGUGCAAGACGUGAAUGGGAAUUAUGCCGGCAACGAUUUGGAACGUAGACAUAGCAAGUUGCGAAACACCAUGGCUAUUAAAAGUUUUGGUAUGAAUAUUACUCCUGGUUGUUUGGCUUGUGGACUUUGUGUCGUGUUCGUGUACUUCGUGUUCGUGUUAUUUCGUGCUCGUUUUAUAAAAAUGAUACUAGUUAACCCAGUUAUUAUUCAUAUUCAUUUCACAGAUUGUACCAAGGUUGUUGACUCAAAAAACGAGAGCAUAGGGUAUGGAUUUUUUUGCAUUGAGUAGUAUGUUCUUGCAGGCGAAGAUGUUAUUUAUCUGAAUGUGUUUUCAAUAGUUUUGUUAGUAAUAAAAAGACUACCAUUUAUUUAGAGCUGAGAUUCCAGCGAAAGAUAGCAGCAAAAUUUUAAGAAGACCAAUUUUAUCUCGAAGAAGAAAAUCAAAACGAAUAAUUCAAAAGGUAACUCGUCGUUUUCUUCCAUUCCGUAUAAAUCCUUCUAAAUUCUGUCCAGUUUUUCCUUCUUAUUCAUCUGUGCGAUUUUUCAUGCAGUGUUCUUUAUACUUUCUUUUUUUCGGGCCUUAAUUCGUGAACAUCACAGUAGAAGUUUUUGUAUCCGUCUUUCCUCAGUUCCUGCCUUCUUUGUUUCAUUCCGGAGCAUAUCGACCAUUCUUCAAGGCUGGUUUACACUGUCAAAGUUUCUGUGAUCACAGUAGGAAUUUUGCAUGGGUAAAUUCUAACUUUUGAAGGAUUUGUAAGAAAUGUUUGAGCAAACUGACGUAAUGUUUAACAGUGAAUCAGUUCCCUCAAACAUAUUUCUUCCGCAAAUCCUUUAAAACUUGGAAUUUACCAAUGCAAAGUUCCUAUACUGUGAUCGCAAAAAUUUUGACAGUGUUAUUCUGUUUGUCUCUAACAUAUGCAGUCGCUGUUUUUCCCCAUCGUCAAUCCUGAAUUAUGAGUGCGAGUAUAGUGUUGAAACUGCAACCAUAGAUUUUUUUCUCAUUUGCUAUAGGAUUCAAGAAGGAUGACGGGUGAUCUCGUGGGUGUUAAGUCUUUGCCACAUAACGACGUCCAAUUAAACAAUCCUUCACAAGUCAGCAUGUGAUAUAGUUGAUGUGUGGAAAGUUUAUAACGUGUGUGUUCUCGCGUGCGUGCUUUGUGUGAUAGAUUUCCGGGAAGCACCAGUACGCGUAAUAGAAUUGUAAGCGAUCCACGAUCGGAUGGCCAACAUAUAUAGACUGCAGUUGAUCAACGAGAUCGACUGAAUAUAUUUGUGACUGUAUUUGCAGUGCAGAUGCGCGUAUGGCUGUUUAAUCGUCUCUGUAUGAAAUUUUAAUUUCAUAAAAGAACACGGACAAAAAUAGAAUAGCGCUAUUAGCAAUAGAGAAAGCUUGCAAUAUAUUCAAUGUUUACAUAUGCAUAUAAUAUAUUUUUUAUACAUUUUAAGAAGAGUGUAAAGUUUAACAAAAUUGUAAUAAAAGUGUUAUUUAUACGUGCAUCCAGCUAUCAUUUCAUUCAAAGGCUUUCAGGAAUUAUUGUGGAGGGCGAGGCGGAGUGGGGGGGGGGAGUGCCCACCACUGUCUCACACAUAUACAUCACAAGGGUCGGUGACAUACGGCUGUUUGACGCACAUUAUUCUGUUUCUAUCAUUUCCCUUCCACCUUGCCAUACUGUAGUGACAUUCCGUGUCUUUAAGAAACCAGAAUUCUACCCUUUUCUUACAGAGGAAGCCGAAUAAAUCCCGAAGGCCCAGGUUAACCUGAGCAUGCUUUAAAUCCAGUAAUCUGCUCGCCAGCGCCCAAUUAGGUUGUGCUGUUAUUCCACGUUCCCAGUAAAAGUCGCCUCCAGGCCCUAAACCGCGCUUACCUAAAAGACAAAGAGAAAUAUAUUGAGCUUGAAAAUGUGAAAAUCGUGAUUUUUUCUGGUUUUCUCUCACAGGGAAAGUUGACAGGGUGGGUUACGAUAAAC